GCGCUGGGGACCAACAACGACAACUUCGUGGCGUGCCCGGAGCGCGCGCUGGACUGGGGCGUGAGGCGCCCCCUGCUGCUGCAGGAGCUGGCCGCCGCCACGCCCGACAUCAUCUGCCUGCAGGAGGUGGACCACUACAAGUUCCUGGAGGCGGCGCUCUCGCCGCUCGGCUACCGCGGCCUGUGGGAGCCCAAGCCCGACUCGCCCUGCAAGUACGUGCCGGACAACAACGGGCCCGACGGCUGCGCGCUGCUGUGGCGCGCCGACAGGUUCACCCUGGUGGAGGAGCACCAUCACCAUAUUGAACGCACACUCUCCGCCGUGCAGGUGGUGCUGCUGGCCGUGCUGCGGCACGAGGCCUCCGGGCGCGAAGUGUGCGUGGCCACGACGCACCUCAAGGCGCGCGCCGGCGCCCUCAUGUCGACCAUCCGCAACCAGCAGGGCAUCGACCUGCUCAACGUGGUGGCGGCGCACGCCGACGGCCGGCCCGUCCUGCUCGCCGGCGACUUCAACGCCGAGCCCAGCGAGCCCGUCUACCGCACCGUGCUGCAGCACCCCGCCCUGCGCCUCGCCAGCGCCUACUCCAAGGCUAGCCACAGGGUCGAGGAGGACGACGGCGUGGCUCACGGCGACCCAGUGGCCGCCUCGGCGCAGGGCGAGCCCCCGUACACGACGUGGAAGAUCCGCGAGGAGGGUGAGCAGUGCCACACCAUCGACUACAUCUUCUACUCGCGCUCGGCCUUCUCCGUGUCCGCCCUCAUGGACUUCCCCUCGGGCGAGGCGCUGGGCCCCGGGCGCGCGCCCUCGUACCAGUACCCCUCGGACCACUUCUCGCUGUGCGCCGAGCUCCGGCUCGAAGACUCGCGGCCCGAGCCCCGCCCCCCGGGCAGGUGUGCCUCGGAGCGCACCAAGUGAGGCGCGCCCGGGAUCGCCCUGGAGUUCCCUGAGCCCAGCUCCCUGAGCCCAGCUCCCUGGAAGGACCUGGUCGGGUGAGGAGGAGAGUGCGUGAGUCGACCCGCACGCCGCAGUAUUAGGCUUGAGCCGAGGCCGAGGCGGAGGCCGAGGCGGAGGCGCGCCGCAACGCCACCGAGGUCCAGUCGGAGGACGAGGCCGGCGGAGGGCCCGGGCCCCGGGUGUCCGGUCGGGUCCGGGAGGCAACGCCACACCACUCGGACGCUGCGCUGACUGGCUCGGCCCCGCAGCAGCAGCAGCAGUCGGGUUCGAAAGUUGUUUUCAGUUUCGGUUUUCACCAGAUCUGCGCAGACGCGACGGCGCCUAGACUACUUGACCUUAGGGCUGUGUGUGCCUCCUGAUGUGAAGUACAACAAUAGAGCAAUAUUUUAUGUAGAGCAGUAGUAGGAAUUGAAGGCACUCGUGGUGGGUGCGUCAAAGGUUUAGUAUUGUGGUUUUUGUGGUGAUGGAAAUCAGCCUUCUCGGGCGUGCUCACACGUUUUAUGCAUGACCAAACUUAAAAUGUGAUACCUGUGACAUCUAAUUAUUGAGAGUAGGUUACGAGGUGGGAGUGGUUGAUGUGUGAUAUCUUAAUUUAUUAUUUCUACCUUACAAAGAUUUCAUGUAAUUUAUAAUAUAAUUAGUUGCAUUGUUUUAUUGUUGAAACUUGUUAGAUUUAAUGUGUUGAGCAAGUUGCUUAGAAAUGUUUGUUUAAUAUACUUUACUAUUGUUCUUACUUUUUUUUGGUUGUAUUCUCAUGGAUAAGUAAGUUGAAAACUCCGUGCCAUGUCUUCACCCGUGACAAAAGAACUAUUUGACACGUGCGAUUCUGGUGUAGGAAAGAAGCCAAGUAAAGUACCGAUUGGUACUAACCACUUAUUGUAUCGUCAAAGAACAUUGUUCUUCAUCUUAGGCUGUGUGCUUGCUUCAUAUAGCAUGCUCUGUACAUAAAAUAACUUUUACUUUGAUUUAUAAGGUAAAUAUUUAUUUAUUUUUGAUCUAUUUAUAAUAAAAACACAAUGAGUUACAAAAGAA
Messenger RNA from Frankliniella occidentalis (western flower thrips), 1986 nucleotides. RefSeq names its product nocturnin (gene cu). NCBI's taxonomy places the organism in Eukaryota, Metazoa, Arthropoda, Insecta, Thysanoptera, Thripidae. The transcript is spliced from 3 exons. The record is from RefSeq and is a predicted model, not a curated record. Gene Ontology annotation, molecular function: 3'-5'-RNA exonuclease activity. The annotation marks the transcript as partial.